UUUAGUUGGUACGCGCUCGUCCCUCCCGGCUGCUCGUGCGCGCUCUCCUGUGUAUACGUCUGGUCGUCGUGUCGCCCGGUGAGCCUGACGAUGAUAAUGACGACGACGAUGAAGCCGACGGCGACGGGCACGCGGGGAGCCACGGCGCGAGGAGACACGCGGCGCCCCGACGACCGCCAGUGACGCGACCGGACCUCGUGUGUGCGCCGGUCGGCUCGGUUUUUUGCAUUUUUCUAAAUGGAUACUCUGUUUGCGCGACUCUCGACCGGCAGCAGGACGUACGCCUGAGGAGAUCGUGUGUGUGUGCGGAGGACGUCGCCGAUCCCCCCGUUCUUCUUAUCGCCGACGUUGCCCCGCGGGUGCACGAGUGUGAGAUUUUUGUAAAUUUGUAUCAAGUGCGCGCAGGAGAAAGAAAGAAAGAGAGAGAGAGAAAGGGGGAAGGAGAAAUCUGACGGGCGGGGGGGGGAUCUACAGAGACCGGUUGUGAUCGAUGAUUUCGUUGGUGCUCUCUUUGGUGUGUGCGCGUAACCGUCGCCGAUAGUCGGAGCAUCCGGGCGGAUACGCGAGGGAUAUACGGGAAGACAAGGAGCGGUUAUGAGAGUUCGAUGACCAGCGGCGCGCGGACCAUCGACGCUACCAUGGACUACCUGCAGACGUGCCUCAUCUUUUACCUGCUGAUCCUCUGCUUCUGCGGCGGACGCUCUAUAGACAUAUCACAAUGCAUCGCACCCCUGGGGAUGGAGUCGGGCGCGAUUCCCGAUACGGACAUCACUGCGAGCUCCAGCUUCGACAGCGGAAACGUCGGGCCGCAUCACGGACGACUGAAGCAGGAAAGCCACGGCGGUGCCUGGUGUCCGAAGCAGCAGAUCACGACGGAGCCGCGCGAGUGGCUGGAAAUCGAUCUUCACACGGUGCACAUGAUCACCGCGACCGGCACGCAGGGCCGCUUCGGUAACGGCCAGGGCGCCGAGUUCUCCGAGGCGUACCUGCUCGAGUACUGGCGGCCGAAGCUGGGGAAAUGGGUACGCUACCGGGACUUUAGCGGUGAAGAGGUGAUCGAAGGUAAUAGCAACACCUACCUGGAAUCGAAGCACGAACUGCAGCCACCGAUAUUGGCGACCAAAAUUCGUUUCCUACCCUACAGCUACCACCGUCGCACCGUUUGCAUGCGCGUCGAGCUCUACGGUUGCCCGUGGAACGACGGCAUCGUCUCGUAUUCGAUGCCGCAGGGUGACAAGCGCAACAAUUGGGAGUUCUUCGACGUGACUUACGACGGUUAUUGGGACGAACAGCUACUGCGCGGUCUGGGCCAAUUGACGGACGGCAAGAACGGGCCGGACAACUUCAAGAUGAGUUAUUACGACGAGAAAGGUCAGGGCUGGGUCGGCUGGAAGAACGACACCAAGUCCGGCCACCCGCUCGAGAUCAAAUUCGAAUUCGACCACGUGCGCGAGUUCUCGGCCGUUCAUAUCUACUGCAACAAUCAGUUCACCAAGGACGUGCAGGUCUUCUCGGAGGUCAGCGUCAUGUUCAGCAUCGGCGGCGAGUACUACACGGGCGAUCCGAUCGUCUACUCUUACAUGGAGGACAGGAUCUUCGAGCACUCGCGAAACGUCACGGUGAAGCUGCACCACCGGAUCGGCAAGUUCGUCAAGCUGAGGUUCACCUUCGCCUCACGCUGGAUCAUGAUCAGCGAGGUCACCUUCGACUCCGACAUCGCUCACGGUAACUUCACCCCGGAAUCACCGCCGACGACGGAGGCCCCGCGACCGCGGGACCGAACUUCGACCCGCGACAAUCCGCUGCAGGCCGAAGUUCCGGUGGCUAAGCAGGACGAUCCGACUUACAUGGCCGUGAUCAUCGGCAUCUUGACCGCGGUGAUACUGCUGUUGGCGGUCGCCAUAUUCCUAAUAGUCACGCGUCACCGGCAGCGGAAGAACUUUGCCAGCCCGCUCGGCGCCAAGAGCGCGAUCCCGUCCGGCAAUCAUCAGCAUCUGUCGCCGGAAUCCGCCUACGGCACCACCGAGAAGGAUCCCUCGCUGAUGACCUACAGGGUCGAGGAGCUCGACGACCGGUACGCCGGCACGAAGCUCACCACCCUCCCGCGCGAUCUCAACGAUCGUCUCUUGGGUGACGUCAGGCUCGACGAGUACCAAGAGCCCUUCCACGAGAACAAGUAUCGGGAGUCCCCGCACACGGCGUAUUACGGAUACAGCACGGUUGUCAUAGACAACAAGGACCUCCACGACAACGUCGAACAGUCUGAUGCUACUUAUGAUUACGCAGUACCAAUGCCCGUGCCUAGCGUAAGCAGCGAUCAGGACAGCGUGUUCUCGAAAUCGUCCUCCAGGGGUAGCGCAAAGGCGUGCUUGCAGAGCUUUUUCCCGCCGCCGCCGCCCCCGAUGAGCGCGCCGCCCCCCCGAGGCUCCAGCAACCUGACGUACUCGAACCCGCCGAGUCCGGAACCAGUUUGCGAGCGAGAACGUCGAGGUAGUAAGCGCCGCGAGCACUCCUUGCACAGAUACGCGUAAGGGCUGCUGCUCGCAGCCCGCGGGACACUCGACGUAAGAAGAAAAAGAAGAAGAAGAGAAAGAAGCCGGCGUACGGAUCGAAGGUACGGUGGAUACUUCGUUACACAGCGAAAGAGAAAGAGAGAGGGAGAGAGUAGCGAGGGAGAUCGCGUGAUCGAGCGAGCACUCCGAGCGCGAUCUUCCGACUCCGGAAUUCUGUUCCACUUCUCGCUCUCCGCCGGCGAACGCUGCCCGAGAAGACCCGCGUGAAAUCGCGAUCGCGCCCGGAAUCGACACGCUUAACGAACCGGUGUCCUCGUGGCGCGCGAACGGGGAAAAACUCAAGUUCCUCCUCUUCCUUGUCGAAUCACACUCCGCUUUCGUCGCGUCUGCGCGGAGAAAGGGGUUUCUUUGGAUUGAAAAACAGUUCCUUCAAUCGUAACAAAAUUGCCCUUUGGAAUGGAGCGAACAAACGAGCGGUUUGAUUCAACAAA
Molecule: messenger RNA, 3004 nt
Organism: Dinoponera quadriceps
Lineage: Eukaryota; Metazoa; Arthropoda; Insecta; Hymenoptera; Formicidae
Product: discoidin domain-containing receptor 2-like
Exons: 9
Coding region: 606-2531 (641 amino acids)
Source: RefSeq, a predicted model, not a curated record